Messenger RNA from Paramuricea clavata, 5859 nucleotides. NCBI's taxonomy places the organism in Eukaryota, Metazoa, Cnidaria, Anthozoa, Malacalcyonacea, Plexauridae. The record is from the annotation of a GenBank genome assembly.
AUGAGUAAAAGUAAGGACGGUGAGAGUAUUAUUACGCAGUUAGAAUCCAUAACAAAUCAAGAUCAAUCAUUGUGGAUGGCAGAGAAACAGCCUAGUACAGAUGUAAACAAAGGAGAUGAAACUAAUAUGUCAGUUAGAUCUAAGACUAAGUCAAAACAAUCGGGUGUAUCCAGUAUUUCAACUGCCCGAAAAGCGGCAAUAUUAUCAAAGAAAUUCGAAGCUGAAAAGGCAGCUCUUCGUUUAAAGUUGUUGGAAGAGGAGAGUGUACAGUGUCAGGAAGAGGAAAAUGAGCUACAAAUAUUGCAACAGAAACAGCGUCUGCAAGAAGAAGAACAAAAGCGUCUACAGGCGGACCUUGAGAAAGCAAAGGUCCAAGCAGAACGUCGCAAAAAAUGGCGAGAAUUACAACAGCAAGCUAGAGAGUCUCAACUUGAGUAUGAACAUGCUGUGAACGAGGAAGAAUGUAUGCGGGAAGAAGAGAAUAGAUCAAUGAGACAAGGACUAGUCGAGUUACUCGGCAGCGAAACACUGGAAGAUCGUGUUAUGCGGCUAGGCCAGGAUGAAACAAGGAAUGACAAUCAGGAUAAUUUGUUGAGUGGGCCAGAGCAACCGUUAGAUAGGCAGAAUACCACACACACCAUUCCAGGGACAAAUGGGGAUAAUCAGGUACAUAGUGUUAGAGCAAGGGACAUACAGGGAACUAUAAAUGAGACGGUGUAUAACCCUGAACAGGCUAAUAGAUUUAGAGCUGAGAAUACUAUCCCAAACCUUUCACAGCCUAAAAUUCAAAAAGAGACAGCCCCAACUGAAAGCCUUUUAGAGAAAAUGCUACCUACCCUUAUCAAGAUGGAAAGACCUAAACUACCAGUAUUCGACGGCAAUCCGGUUGACUAUGCUAGGUUCAAAGCUUGUGUUAAAGUAGAGAUUGAACGGAAAGGGGUGUAUGACAAUGUUGAAAAGCUCAAAUUUCUUCUUGAUGCUGUGACCGGGUCGGCAAAAUCCUGCUUAAAGAGAUUUAUCCCAGGAUCUGAGAGAUAUAAAGAGGCGUGGCAAGCCCUAGAUAAUCGAUUUGGUCAGCCAGACGUGGUAGUAGCCGCCGCAAAGAAGAAAAUUGAUGAGUUUCCUGACAUUCCAACUGAAAAUGCUGAGAAAAUCAGAGAGUAUCAAGAAUUGGUUUCAGAGCUUGUUGGUGUCUACAAAGAACUUGACUUUGCACAUGAACUAAAAGCUCAGUUACCUGAAUCAUAUGUUAAGCGUCUCCCAACUCGCCUUUGUGCUCGAUGGGGUGAAAAGGUCGAAGGUAAGCCUGAGCUGUCAACUUGGGAAGAAUUUGCAAUUUGGUUGGAAAAAGAAGCGAAAUUAUGUGAAGGGAAACAACGAUGGAUGCCAGAGAAAAGGGAGAGAAGGAAAAGUUCCUGGCAAAGUGGUAGUUACAAAGAUACAAGAGGUGAUCGAUACAAGUCUGGAGUAUUUGCUGGAGCCAUGCACGAGUCUUCAAAUAGAAAUAGACCACGUACAGUCGCUAAAUGCCCGAUCCAUGAAUCAGGUAAACAUACACUACAAGAAUGUCGAAAGUUUACAAACAUGUCAGUAGACGAGAAAGAGAAGUUGAUGCUUGCGAACAGACUGUGUCUGUCUUGUCUAACUCCAGGACAUAGAUUGAGUCAGUGUGAAGUAAAGGUGAAAUGUCGAGUAGAGAGCUGUGGAAUGCGCCAUCAUACAUUAGUCCAUGAAGUGGACAAGAGGUUUAUCGAAAGAGCGAAAGCCAAGAAACAAGAACAUGGAACGGCGAAAUCGCCACCACCUCCAUCUCCUCCACCCACUAAUGAACAAAAUGUUGGGUUUUAUGGUAAGACGGGGUAUUAUGGUAAAGGACAGGCUUUGGUAGAAGUCUUACCAGUAGUUUUCUAUGGAAAGAACGGGGAAAGGCAGACAGUUAUGGUCUUACGAGAUAAUGGAUGUAAUACAACCUUGAUGGACGAAGAGCUAGCAGUCGAGUUAGGUUUGGAAGGCAGAGAAAUAGGCCUUGAGUUACAAGGGAUAAACAGUCAAAGAGUUGUGUCUUCAAAGCACAUCAGUAAGUGUCAAAUUGCUCGAGUUGGGAAAGAAGAUAAGAAACUUUAUUUGCGUGACAUUAAGACAAUCAAGGAGCUAAAUGGCCCUGACCAGAAACUGCGAUGGUCCGAGCUUAAACGUGACUUCCCACAUCUACGUGAUUUGGAUAUACAUGACACAGAUACUAAUCCAGUACAAGUCAUCGUUGGCACCAACAACUCCGAGUUGAUACUCCCGAGAAGGAUUGUGAAACCUGAACAGGUGUCUGACCGAGACCAAUAUCCAUAUGCGGUGGAGUCACGACUGGGCUGGGCAGUGACUAAUUGGCUUCCGGGGAGAACCGUCUCGCAGUAUUCAACAAUGAAAGUGUAUCAUAGGGAAGUCAAUGUUGAUGAUGAUCUCAAGCGAUUGGUCUUGGCUCAGUCAGCGGUCGAUGCUAUUGGUGUGAUUAAAGUUGCAAAUCCUGUAAGGUCAAUUGAAGAUAAACGUGCCUUGGAAGUUAUGGAACAAUCCACGAGAAAGAUUGAGAACGAAGAUGCUUAUGAAUCAGGACUUCUCUGGCGAGAGAAAGAACCGAACUUGCCCAACAAUUAUGAGAUGGCUUUACAACGCCUACAUUCGCUUAAUAAGAAGUUCAAGUCACGUCCUGAAAUGAGAGAAAGAUACUCGAAGUCGAUUAAAGAAGAUGUUGGAAAAGGGUUCGUAAAGAAACUAACGAAAGAAGAAAUCAAUCAAACGAGUGAUGUGAUAUGGUACCUACCUCACAGAUAUGUCAUCAACCCGAAAAAGCCACAGCGCCUGAGACGAGUAUAUGAUGCGUCAGCAAAGUAUCAAGGACAAAGUCUGAAUGAUAAUAUUUACACAGGUCCGGACAUGUUGUCUUCGUUGUUGGGAGUACUGUUACGAUUUUGUGAAGGGCAGAUUGCUUUGGCUGCAGAUGUGAAGGAAAUGUACCAUAUGCUUCGUCUGCCGGACCGCGAUAAGCCAGCAUUACGAUUCUUGUGGCAUGAUAACGAAGAUGCCUUGGAGCCUGAUGUGUAUCAGUUUGAACGGACUGUCUUUGGCGAAGUGUCUGCCCCAUCCAGAGCCAAUUAUACAAUGAGACGAAAUGCAGAAGAGAACGGAGCGGACCUUCCCCUGGGAGUCAGAGCAGUGGAAAAACAUUUCUACAUGGAUGAUGGUUUACCAUCAACAAACUCACAGCAGGAAGCUAUUGAGAUUAGGAAGCAAAUGACCGAACUUCUCAGACGUGGAGGAUUCUACCUACACAAAUGGUUAACAAAUGAUCCUGAAGUGUUAGCUACGAUUCCAUCAGAAGAAAGAUCACCGAGAUUCUUAGAGUUGACUGAUGGUAAGCUACCAACCGACCGUGCGUUAGGAUUGAUUUGGGACGCAGAAGAAGAUACCUUGAAAUUCACGGGUCCCGCUGGUACACCUGGGAAAACCAAACGGCAGAUCCUUAGCCAAUCAUUCUCCAUUUGGGAUCCACGUGGGCUGAUACUUCCAUUCUCUAUCAGAGCUAAGAUGUUGUUACAGAAAUUGCAUCGUAAGAAGAUCGGAUGGGAUGAUGAAAUCAAUGAUGAUGAACUGAAGGAAUGGUUCGCAUGGUGUGAAGAAGUAAAAGAAUUGAGCAAUAUCGAGAUCCCAAGGGCUCUUAUGGGUAAGCCCUGUAAAGAUAUGAGUUCAGAGAUUCAUGUUUUCUGUGAUGCGAGUCAAGAGUCAUAUGGAGCCUGUGCGUAUCUAAGGUGUGAAUUCGAGGAUGGGACGGUCGAGUGUCGACUUAUUGCCGGAAAGGGUAGAGUGGCACCCUUAAAGGCUCAUUCGAUUUGUAGAUUGGAAUUGAUGGGAGCUUUAAUCGGAGCGAGAUUAGCGGAGACUGUAGUUAAAGAACUGACAAUUGAGAUCAAUGCUGUUGUAUUCUGGAGUGAUUCGACUACGGUACUACAUUGGAUAAAGCAGAUAAGUUCUAGCUACAAAGCUUUCGUAGGAAAUCGUGUUUCUGAGAUCCAUUCAGUUGUUCAUGAAUUGGAAACCAAGUUGGGAGCAGAUACGGUGAGUUGGAGAUAUGUUCCUACAGAUGUUAAUCCUGCUGAUGACAUCUCUCGUGGGUUAUCACCAAGUGAGUUGACCAUGGGACACCGUUACCUGAGUGGUCCGGAGUUCCUGAAAACGGAAAGGGAGAAUUGGCCAAAGAAUAAAGUGAACCCCCCAUCAGAAAGGGACACGGAAGAAAGAAAGGAAACCAAGUGGACAGGUACUUUUCAAGAGAAAACACCUUUAAUCAGUUGGAAUCGGUUUUCGUGUCUGGGAAAGCUAAGACGAGUGAUGGCUUAUGUGCUACGGUUUGUCACCAACUUGAGAAAGAAAACGGACGCGCGUAUGUUUGGACAUCUUUCGAUCGGCGAGCUCAAUGUAGCGCAUGAUUUCUUGGUAAAGAAAGCGCAGUCGGAAUCGUUUGAAGAAGAGUUGAAAGUAUUACAAAAGGGAAGUGACGUCUCGAAACGGAGCAGAUUAAAAGCUUUUGAUCCCAGGAUUGAAAGAGGGUUUUUGGUUGUCGGAGGACGGAUUAAUCGAGCAGCAAUUCCUUACGAAUCGCGACAUCCGGUCAUCUUAGAUCCAAAACAUCAUCUAACACACUUAAUAAUUGAUGAGAUGCAUCGUGAAUACCAUCACCCACCCACGGAACAUCUGCUGAAUUUGAUUCGUCAAAAGUACUGGGUUAUUCACGGACGACAAAUGGUACGAAACCGAAAGUUUAAGUGCGGCUAUUGUCGAAGACAAUCAGUUAAACCACACGUGCAAAAAAUGGGAAAUCUUCCAGCUUGUCGACUAGAAGCUGGUGUGGUAUUUCAGAACACCGGAGUUGAUUUCUUCGGACCGAUGUUUGUCAAAGAAAAGCGGUCCACCCUCAAAGUUUACGGUUGUCUUUUCGUUUGUAUGGCUACUCGUGCGUGUCAUCUUGAGUUAGUAGAUGACCUUUCUACCGACCAUUUCCUAAUGGCAUUAAAACGAUUCAUGGCCAGGCGAGGACGGCCAAAACGAAUCUACAGUGAUAACGGAACAAACUUUGUCGGGGCUGAUAACGAGUUAAGAGCCUGCCUUACUCAACUCGACCAAGAGAAAAUACAUAAUUCGCUGACACCGCAGGGUAUAGAAUGGCAUUUCCAACCACCUUUGUCUCCUCAUUUUGGUGGUGCGUGGGAAAGAUUGGUCCAAUCUACAAAGAGAACCUUGAAAGCUAUCCUGAACGAUAGGGUUGUUGUAAAGGAGGCGCUCAGAACGGCGUUGGUAGAAGUUGAAGGAAUUCUAAAUAGUAGGCCUAUCACCCAAGUGUCUAGUGAUGCAAAUGACUGGGAGGCACUUACCCCAAACCAUUUGAUCCUCUUGCGUGCUAAUCCAGCUGUUGCUGAUGUUCAUGUUGAAGAUAAGGAGAUAAACUCUAGGAAAGUGUGGAGACAGUCGCAAGCUUUAGCGAAUUUCUUCUGGAAAAGAUUCAUUACUGAAUACAUUCCAAGUCAAACGAGGAGGAAAAAGUGGACGGAGAAAGCUCGUAGUAUGAAAGUCGGGGAUCUAGUUCUUGUUGCUGAUUCAAAUCAAUCUCGUGGGAUGUGGCCAAUGGGACGAAUAACGGUAGUCUAUCCCGGAGCUGAUAAAGUGGUUAGAGUCGUGAUGGUCAAGACGCCACAGGGAGAAUACAAAAGAUCAGUCACCAGACUAUGUCUUUUGGAAGAGGUGGACAGCGAUGAUGGUUGUCUCGGUGGUUCCUCGACUGGGGGUGGGGAUGUUCCCGCUUCUGGGGAUUGA